This is a messenger RNA of Gadus macrocephalus (Pacific cod), 4949 nucleotides long. RefSeq names its product heart and neural crest derivatives expressed 2 (gene hand2). The record is from RefSeq and is a predicted model, not a curated record. NCBI's taxonomy places the organism in Eukaryota, Metazoa, Chordata, Actinopteri, Gadiformes, Gadidae. Gene Ontology annotation, molecular function: RNA polymerase II transcription regulatory region sequence-specific DNA binding; protein dimerization activity; DNA-binding transcription factor activity, RNA polymerase II-specific. Bases 529 to 1212 code for a protein of 227 amino acids. The transcript has 2 exons. Gene Ontology annotation, biological process: heart development; regulation of transcription by RNA polymerase II.
AGACAGCUGUGGAUGCCUAGUGUCUGCGUUCUGCGUUCUGACCCCACAUUCCGUUCGCGGCCCCUCUGUAUGCGUGCUAAGUUUGCCAAGCAAGAACCAAGUUGGACCUAUUGGAUUUUUUUUUGUAACUUUUCAGCCCUCAUUGACAAUCGUCCUAUUCCUAAUCAUUAAAGAGGCGUCUUUCUUGGAGUAAGUCUUUAGAUAUUCUUUGGAUUGAAUUGGUGGGUUCGAGUACCUCUUUCUUCGCAUCGUCCGGCUGUAGAAGUGGAUAAAUAUGAUCCUAUUCUCUGGAGAAACAGUAACAUGUUACAGAUAAGUAGGGCAGAGUUUCAUUAAGGAGCUCCUUCAUUGCGGUUUCUUAUUUAAGAAGACAAUACAUGAUCUAUUCUUGUCGUGCAGCCUAUUGCCCUUUUCGGCCACCUUGCCCAUGGGGACAUCCAACCCAAAAACAUUUCGAUUGGACCUGAACAGUUUGUAGUCCCUACUGUGCUGUGCCCGGUGCGUCCCCGCAGCGCUUCUCCUCUCACCAUGAGCCUUGUGUCGGGCUUCCCUCACCACCCGGUCAUGCACCACCACGACAGCCACUACUCCUUCCACGCUGCAGCGGGCCGAUGUCACGAGGAGACCGGAGGACCUCCGUACUUUACGGGCUGGUUGAUCAGCCACGCAGACAUGUCCCCCACCGAUUACGCACUCGCACCCGGCUACAGCCCAGAGUACCUGGGAAACACGGCUUCUGCCGUCGGACUGGACCCUCAUCAUCACCAUUACGGGUCGGCUCUGGUCCCGGCCGGGAUCUCGGUGAACGGCAGCACGGGCAUGCACCACCACACGCACCCCCGGCCCGUGAAGCGGAGACCCACGGCCAACCGCAAGGAACGACGCCGAACUCAGAGCAUCAACUCGGCUUUCGCCGAGCUGAGGGAAUGUAUACCGAAUGUACCGGCGGACACCAAGCUGUCUAAAAUCAAGACCUUGAGGCUGGCCACCAGCUACAUCGCAUAUCUGAUGGACAUUCUGGACAAAGACGGUCAGCACGGAGACACAGAGGCCUUUAAAGCCGACUUUAAGAAGACAGACGGGAAGGAGGAGAGGAGGAAAAGAGAAGCAGUGGAGGUUCUGAAGACCCCUUCGUCCGCAGUGGGGGACAAGAAGACCAAGGGCCGCACGGGAUGGCCCCAGCACGUCUGGGCCCUGGAACUCAAACAAUAGACACACGUUACUCACCGGCGGGCUCUUCUAAUGUACGAUACGGAAGGCGGGAACAUUCACAACCUUUUUUUGUUGUUUGAGAGUUGACAAAUUGCGCGGGACGUGUCGUUCAGCAGAAUGUGGCCCUGGCGCCAAAUCACGAUCAGACGGUCGGCUCCCCCUUCUCCAGGUCUCAUGCUUACUGCCUCCCACCACGUAAACAAAAGCGCGCGCAUACACACGCACACACACACACACACACACACACACACACACACACACACACACACACACACACACACACACACACACACACACACAGUCUAUGUUCAGCUGCGUUAAAAGAUAGGCCUACAUGUAUGUGCAAUGUUUCCCUGGUGAAUGGAGUUGAUUGGGAAAGACUGAACCGACGCCUUCAUUCAAUGGAUGGAAGGACAUUGUCUUAAUUAACCGAUGUCGUUAAUGAACAAUUAUCUAUUAUAGUUGGAAAGAACAAGUCAUUUGUAAGACUACAGAUGUAUCAGUUGUUAAACUCCUCGUUGUUAUAUCGGAAUUCAUCCCACUAUAUUCGGAGUAAAUGUCGGAGGCGUCCCGGUGAUGGAGGUGUCAGUAUUAUCUGUGUUGUUGUCGUCGUUGAGUCGUAUCAGUAGGCCUAUUCAGUGGUGGAUUCUUUCAAAUACGUAUCUCCUGCCCCCUGGCGAGGUCUAUAACUGAUAAAUAGUCUAGGCUGUUGUUGGUUGUUAACAGUGUAAUUGAUACAAUAAAAAAAAGAGAUUUAAAAUAAUAUGUCUCCGUAAAUGGCCCGUUUCGCUACGCGGCAACUGGCGAGAACCACCAGCGGGUUAUUUGAAUUAAUAGCCUAAAUAUUCGGCCAUAUCUUUGUCAUUUGUCCAGAGCCUAACAAUGUCAUUUCACAAUUAAUUUAACAAUUUAAACAAUUUAAAUGUUAAAAUCCAGUUCAUUAAUGGCAAAUAUUGACGUGAAUAUAACGUAGGCUUACAAUAAAUCGGUCAUCGAUCAAUUUCUUAAAAGUAGGCUUAUACAUUAUACUACUUUAUUAGAAAAUGUAAAUAUGUCCUGUCAACCUGCUACAAUCAUAAAUGUUUUUGUUAUCAUCGUUUAAUGUCAAGGCAAAAACAACCAAUCUUCAAACAUUAGUCAGGCAAUUAUAGUGACUACACGUUACAGUUAGGGAUGUGACCACCAGAAUAGAGCAUGUAAAAACAAUAGUGGGCGUGUUUUAAAGUAUUUUAAAGAUAGAUAUCCAAAUAUUCAACAGAAAUGUCUUCAAAACAAAACUUUUAGUACAAAGAUAAAGGGGAUUAUGGCUGAAUGCAACCGUGGAAAACAUUAUGGAUUCAUUACAGAUGUGUCAAUAUUGUACCUGUUCAUGAGCCAGAUGUCCCUAAUCCUCAGGGCAGCUUCUGCAAAGCUAUCCAAUGUAUGUUAACUUCAUCAUAAUUUAAAUAAAAUGUGUACCAACCUAUUUCAGCCAGGCUGUUACAGAAAGUUAGAGAGAAUAAUAUUGGCAUAAAGACCAGUAGAAACCAUAAAGCAUGUGCACUUUUUCUCAAUCCCCACUCUUAGUUUAUCACCGCUAAUCUAUCUGACUCUCCCUUAGGUUCUCUGCUAUUUAUGUGCCUCUGACUCAUGUAUUCAUUCCUCUUUUAACCAUCCACCCCAGCCCCCACCAUCACCACUUCUGUCUCUCACUCUCCUCUAUCAUCUCCACCUCUGCUGGUCCACCGCUCCCUUCAUCUGCCUGUCCCACCUCACCGCCAGUCUGUCCGUCUGGCUGCCCCGCUGUCCAUCUGCUGUACUCUAAGUGCAGACAACUGGGGAGUGUGAUAGAUGACUUGGAAAGCAUUUCUUCCUCUGUUAAUAACAUAACAUCUGUCAGCAAUUACUUGCUGAUAAAUGCCGCCGACCCUCGCCCCUCUCUCCCUCUUACUCCAUGCCCUGCGACUCCUGCCUUCCUCCACCAUCGCUGACGUGUGCUGGGACUCUCAGCGACGGGAAAGGGAACCAGAGCGAACUCCCUUUAGAAGGAGUAGGGCUGAAGGCGAGGUAUUGGUGCUCAGAGAUUCAGACAUUAUUCUGAAAUGGUAGGACAAAGAUUUAACUAUAGAUCCUUUUAUUGCUGUGUGCCAAUCUGGAAAUGUAAUGUAACAACAAAUGGUCAUUAUAAUGUCCCAGUCCGGCUCCUAUUUGGAUUAUUAUGACCUACUAAUUUUCAGCCUUGUUUUGACAAGCAUUUGACAAUCAUGAAAUGAUUCUAAGUGAUAAGGGAAGUAUUCAUUUAAAUGGAAUGAAUACAAAUUGUGGAUUAUUCACCAUAGACGGCUAGGUAUUAACAUCUAUUAAAUUGUACGCAAAAGUGAAUUGUGGAAUUAUGAUUUUAAGUUGACUGCUAUAUCAUUUGAAUUGGCCUAUAGUUUGUUUACUUCCUCUGCGUCAUGCUUUCUUAACAGAAAUAAUAACAAGUCUUGAAGUAAUAGGCCUAUGUAUCAUUUUUGUCCAAUUCACAUUGGGUGUUGUUAGCGAUGCAUUUUUGCUUGCGUGUGGAUAUUUGCGUUUUGUUUAUUUGCACAUUGAUCGCCAUUUAGGGCCCUAAUAUGCAGAGUGGAGGAAACACGGAAACACAUAUUUCCAUAUUGUAUAUUGGGAAACAAAUAUACUUUACUCUAUACACUGUAUGCACUUUUAAUCAAUGCUACUAUGAAAGGGAAUACAGACAGUUCAAUCAGCAGGGACUAGUUACGCAUAAACAAAGAAGAUUGAUAGACAAUACAAUGUUCGUUUUGGUAAUUAUACCCCAUGGUGAUCAGCUGUCAGAUGAGAUCCCCCCAUAGAGUUUAGUGGUGGACCGUGGUGGUGGGGAGGUGGCCAGAGGAGAUUCCUGGUGAGCAACUCAACUGGACCCAUCUCCUGUUGUUGGAGACAGAAGGAGCCAGAGACUAGGAGAAGGGGACGGAGAAGAGCUGCAAUGGAGUCCAAAUGAGACUGAGGGACUGGAUGAAUUGGGUAUAUGCCGCAACAUUUCACUCAUCAAUAAAGGGGGAAAGCUGAUUGGCUGAGUAGAGAUGGGAGUGGUCAGCCCUGACUGAGAAUGUCGACAUGCAAAUAGUUACUGAAGUAAAGGGGGAUGUAGUCUUGUUGAAUUUUGCUGCAGCUAUACAUUUUAAAGAUACAAUCUAAAACAUUCUAGCAUGUAGGCGGGCGGGCCGUACAUAUAUAGAUGGAAUAUAAUACAGUCUACGUGGCUGCAGUUGUGUUCUGCUUAGGUUUAUCAGAGCAGUCCUUUAUGAAGUGGAUGCAAGGAAUGUUGGAAAUUGCAUUAUAGCUAUAGGCAAUUAGGAGAAACCAGCCAGAGUAAGCUAAAUUUAAAAAAUAUACAACCAAAAGAUCAAUGAAAUGAUUGGACGAGCUUUAGAGGCAUGAAGGCAUUUUCUUUUUUUGUCUGAAAAUUUGAUUCAUUGAUCGCCGUCAGGAUGUAAAGAUAAUUUCAACAAACAUGAUAAAAAAUACCUUUUCAAUAAAUUGUCUACCAUAGCUUUAAAGUCACAAUAUCCCAUACACACACACACACACACACACACACACACACACACACACACACACACACACACACACACACACACACACACACACACACACACACACACAGAGACACACACACACACACACACACACACACACACACACACACACACACACACACACACACACACACACACACACACACACACAAACACACA